Molecule: messenger RNA, 2538 nt
Organism: Stegastes partitus (bicolor damselfish)
Lineage: Eukaryota; Metazoa; Chordata; Actinopteri; Pomacentridae
Gene: irf2bp1
Product: interferon regulatory factor 2 binding protein 1
Exons: 3
Coding region: 326-1687 (453 amino acids)
Biological process (GO): regulation of transcription by RNA polymerase II
Cellular component (GO): nucleus
Molecular function (GO): transcription corepressor activity
Source: RefSeq, a predicted model, not a curated record
CCCUCGCAUGGUUACGUAACGUCCCAGCGUCCGUCGGAGAAGCAGUUGACAGCAGAGAAGAGUAGGCCGAAGUGGGUAAACAAAACUAAUAUAUGAAAAAAGAGCGAAAACAACCCCAAAGUUUGAGCUAAUUUUACAUUUUUAGGAUGUUUAACGUUGUUUUAAAGCGCUGUGAGGCCCGUUAAGGCGGAAAGUCGGCAGCGAAGAGAGGGCGUGCACCUGUCAAAGCUAAAUAGGUUAACGCAGCUAACCUGUGCUAGCCUGUUAGCCUGCUAGCUGGCGCUUUGAACCCGCUCAGGUUAGCUCGCAAGGCGGCCAGCCAGCCAUGUCGUCCCCCUCCUCCUCCUCCAGGCGCCAGUGGUGCUACCUGUGCGACCUGCCAAAGAUGCCGUGGACUGUGGUGUGGGACUUCAGCGAGGUGGUCUGCCGGGGCUGCGUGAACUACGAGGGAGCGAAUCAGAUUGAAUUCCUAAUAGCGAGCGCCCGACAGCUGAAGCGGACUCACGGCAUGCAGGACGGGAACGUCAGGUCGCCCGGUCCCUCACCCAACAAACACGGCACGUCGGCCCGGGGAGAGGCGGCGGCGGACGGGGGCAGGCCGCACAGCGACCGCUUCGACCGGGGAGGAAGAGGAGAAAACACCGGGUCAGCUAUUCGUGUGCCGCCUAACGGGCUGCACCGGGACGGCCAGCCGCCUCCAGAGGUGAACCGGCAGAGCCCCAGCGGCAGCCGGAGACCCAUGCUGGGCGCCGCCAUCCCCCCUAGUCUAGUGACUCAGAGCAUUGCAGGGAUUCCUCACGGGCUGCUUGCGGGCAUGCCGGCGGGUCUGACCGCCAGGACAGCCCCCAUGAGCACUCCCAUGAUCUUCCCCGCGCCGGUGCUGGCCGAGAUGAGCCGCAGACAGCUGGGUCUGGGGAUGGGCAUAUCACCCUUUAUCACUCCAGAGCUGGAGCGGGAGCUCAGUUCGUCCCAGAACCAGCCCAAGAUCCAGACCCAAGCCCACACGGCCGCGGCUGGAAGCAGCACCAGCAAGAGCACAAGUCUGGCUUCUUCGUCCUUCUCCAUGGCCGGAGGUGUGAGCCAGACCAGCCCCAAGCCGGCAUCAUCUCCAGCCAGGCAGCCGCGCCCCCUCACCUCCAGAUCUGGAGGGGAGCCCCUGGGAUCCACCACCUCAGCAGAGGCUGCCACCACCGCUGCAGCGUUGCCCCACAGCGGUGCCUCUGAGCUGGGAUCAGCGUCUGCCAACAGCACCCAUUCAACUGGAAACACUCUGUCCUGCACCUUGUGUCACGAGAGACUCGAAGACACACACUUUGUUCAGUGUCCAUCAGUGCCGGGCCAUAGGUUCUGCUUCCCCUGCACCAGAGUGUACAUCCAGAGUCGGCGGGGUGACGGGGAGGUCUACUGCCCCAGCGGAGAGCGCUGUCCAUUGGAUAACUCUCCCAACAGCCCCCCGUGGGCCUUCAUGCAGGGAGAAGUCUCCACCAUACUGGGUACCGGUGGAGCGGGAGCAGGAGCAGGAGCUGCAUCAGCUGCUGCACCUGGAGCCGGCACAGGGCCGGGAGCUCCAGCCACAUCAGGGGCAGGUAGCGGAGGAGGACCAGCAGCUUCAGCAGCAGCAGCAGCUGGAAGCGGACCCGGAGCUGGAAGCGGAGACGUCACUGUCAAGAAAGAGAGGGAGACGUGAUGGUGAUUUCCACGGAAACGAGGACCCAACACAGCAACAGAAUCGUAUCCCACACCGGAAGGAGAUGUCUGCACUGGACUGCUGAGAGGAACAACACAGCGACCCACCAAUCAGAAAACCUCCAUGACCCAGGUCUUAACUCCACCGACUCACAAACCAGUUUCAUCAUCAGACUUCAGCAGAUAUCUGACAAAAGCUACAAAGACUGCCUUCACAAAGCACCAUUAUUUGUUUGUUUUUAUUUUGUUUUUUUAAAGCAAUGACUGACUUUGCCAACUUUUAAGUUCUGUAGUUUUGAUGUGAUGAGAACUUGAGGUUAAAUUUCAUUAAUCACAGCGGUGCAUUGUGUGCACUGGGAACCAACCUUCAACAGAACGGUCCUGAGACGGUGGCUAAUGAAAGCACAAGUACUGAUGUGCUGUCAGAUGUUGAGGACCGAUCAGCAGCUGAACUGUGGCUACUUCAGCAGAGUUAGUGGUGUUUGUUAAAACGGUGAUCAGUGCUACGUUAGGGGCUGGAGCUGCACAAAUGUUCAUCAAACACAAUCAGAAUAAUUUAAAUGUUUUAAUCACAUGAAAGUCCUUCACAAAACACGAGACUGCAAGAGUGUUCAUGUGGUAUUAACCCUCUGAAUCCCCAAAAAAUCCACCGGUGGCUUUAAAAGGUUUGUUUUGUUUUGUAAAAUCACAGAAAUUGCACCAUUUGUUCGAGCCAAAAACUGUAAAAACAGAAAGAUCUGUCAGAUUUUCAACUUUACGACUGUCGAUGAAUGAAAUGUGUCUCAUCUGCUCGUAAACGUAACCAAAUCUAAACUUAAAAUCGUGACAUUUCAUUAAAAUCCCUUUAUUCUA